Molecule: messenger RNA, 2285 nt
Organism: Dromaius novaehollandiae (emu)
Lineage: Eukaryota; Metazoa; Chordata; Aves; Casuariiformes; Dromaiidae
Gene: WDR4
Product: WD repeat domain 4
Exons: 11
Coding region: 84-1334 (416 amino acids)
Biological process (GO): tRNA modification; RNA (guanine-N7)-methylation
Cellular component (GO): tRNA methyltransferase complex; nucleus; cytosol
Molecular function (GO): protein binding
Source: RefSeq, a predicted model, not a curated record
GGCAGGGCUCCAUGCGUCACCGCGCCGCAUGGUGACGCCCGCGGCUUGCGCCGGCUGUGGUGCGCACGUGGCUUCGGCGGCGCAUGGAGGGCGGCAGUGGGGGACGCGGCCCUGGCCCGGCGCUGGCGGUCUGCGGGGCGCUGAUGGCCGCCAGCGGCGGUGGCAGGCUGCUGGCGGCCCGCUACAAGGAGCCCGGUGAUGAUAGUCUGUUCGUGUAUGAUUGCAUCAAUGCAGAGAAGAAGACCGCAGGGAAUAAAGGACAGGAUGGACAACCAGCAGAUAAAGGAAGUGAUGACAUCUUAGCUUUUGCCUUCUCCUCAUCAGGAAAUUAUUUUGCCUUGACAGAUGACAAUAAACGUCUGAUUCUGUUCCAUACUAAGCCUUCGUGGGAAUGUGUUAGUGUCAGAUCUGUGAAUAGGAGAUGUACUGCCUUGAUUAUUACAGCUGCUGAGGAUAAGAUUCUGGUUGCAGACAAAUCUGGUGAUGUCUAUUCUUAUUCAAUAACAGAACCCCAAACAGAAGGAAAACUUGAACUGGGUCACUUGUCCCUGCUAUUGGAUGUGGCGCUGAGUCCUGAUGACCGGUAUAUCCUAACUGCGGAUAGAGAUGAGAAGAUCAGGGUCAGUUUGGCUAAAGCUCCUCAUAACAUUGUAUCCUACUGUCUGGGACACAAAGAGUUUGUAAGCAAAAUAUUUGUAAUACCCAACUAUCCAGAUCUGCUGUUGUCAGCUUCUGGGGAUUGUACUGUGCGACUUUGGGAGUACAGAAGCGGGAAAGAAGUGUACUGUUGUCAUCUAAGCAGUAUCAGUGAGCCUGAGGCAACCAAAACUGACCAGAAAUACACUGUGUCAAGAAUAGUCUACUGCUGUCAAGGUGGUUAUGUUGCCAUUAUAUGCGACUGUAUUCCCACAGUCUACAUCUUUCAGCUCGAUGCCAUUGCCCAGCAGCUAGUUUACAGACAGCAAAUCUCUCUGAAACAUAAAGGUUGGGACAUUGCAUUUGAGGAAACAGGAGACUUCUGGAUUUUACAGGAAGACAGCGAAGCCCCUCUUCUGUUGUACAGACCAGACGAUGGACAGUGGAAGCCUGUAACUGAUGACAAAGGAUUACAGAAGAUGUCAAAAUACCUGCAUGACAACUGGACAGUGUUUGAAGGUUUUGUUGGUGCAGAGAGCCACUACAGCAGUCUCUACAAGGCUUCUUUUGAUAACAUGGCCACCUAUCUACAGAGGAAAGAGGAAAGGUUACAGCAGCAGAAAAAAAAAAGAAAGGAUCUGCAACAUGGUUCUAAUGGACAAACAAAAAAGAUUAAAACCGACAAGUCAUCACUAUGACACUACCUGUUGUUAGCUUGUAACUUUGAGCAAGCUGAAAGGAACUGAUCUUGCCCUGGACUGUUAAAUGUAAAUUAUAGAGGAAGAUUUGAUUUAAACUUUUAUUCAGAUUGAGGUUUUUAGGUAGCCUGAUACAACAGUACCCUGCUUGCAGCAGGUGCUGCAUUUACUAUAUGCCCAAGCUUGUAACAGCAUAAAAAUGUUAGUACAGUCUGAGAAUCUCUGAUGCAUGAUAUAUGAAUAUUGGAGAUGUUAUUUUCCGUGAAACAGGAUUUCCUUUUUGCCUACUGUGUUCAGGCUUGCUUCUUCAGGUGGAAGUGCACUGAUUAAAGUUGACAUCUUUUUUUUUUUUUUUUUUUUCUUUUUUUUUUUUUUACUUUAAGGCUUGUUAGUGAAUGUAACUGAUGUAAUGUAACUGGUUAUGGAAGAGGGAAUAUUGCAAAAUUGUUGCUGUAUAUGAAAAGUUGUAGCUGUUUUUACCCUAUGCUUCAGUUUAUAUAGUAGGGCUUCUGCCUAGGUUCUGAUUGAGUGCUUCUUGUAGCAUAUUUCUACAAGGAGUGCAAAAACAGAUUUUAUACACUGGAAAGUAAAAGUAAAAAGUGUCAGUCAACUUUGUGCUAUUGGAAGAAGAUUAUUCUAUUGCAAUAUGAUCCUAGUGUGUCUGAAAAUCAUUUGAGAGGCCCAUGAGCAAUACUUGGAGUGUAUUCUGCUUCUUUCAGCAAGAACUCUUUCAUGUUGAAAUUAGCCAAGAAACACAUCUUUUUGAACAGUUAUCAGUAAGAGCCUUACGGAAUUACUUGUUGCCUCAUCACAAGGCAGAGGAUAUGUAUUCCUCUACCAGCUGCCAUCAUGUCUACAUAGAAUCUAAUGUACUUCAGCUGAGACUGUAAAACCAAGUGUAGAAAUCUGUAUGAUCUAUUAAAUAUUAAGAAUUAGCCUAUGAACCAUAAA